CAUAUGUACCAUUUUUAGAGUCUUAGCUCACAUCUCUUCCCUAUAUAUACUGUAUACAUAUUCAAACACAAUAUAACCUGCACCAUUCACUCUCUCUCACAAAACACAAAGCACAAAACACAUUCUCCUUGUUCUUUCAAAUUUUGUUGCAUCCACAAACUAAGUAAUCUCAAAAAUGGCUCUUUCCUCCAAAUUGUCUUUGGUUCUCUUCCUCUCUUCUCUCUUCCUCCAUGCAGCAUUAGCUGAGCUUGUAUGUGAGGAUUUGCCAAAGGGUGUUUGUGCAUUUUCAAUAGCAUCUUCCGGGAAAAGGUGUUUGCUCGAGACGUCGGUGGCGGGUGAUGGAAGUGUUGAGUAUCAGUGUAGGACAUCAGAAGUUGUGGUUGAGAGAAUGGCUGAAUACAUAGAGACUGAUCAAUGUGUUCAAGCAUGUGGGGUUGAUAGGAACUCGGUUGGGAUUUCAUCAGAUGCCCUUCUUGAGGCACAAUUCACUGCAAAGCUUUGCUCCCCAGCUUGUUACCAGAAGUGCCCCAACAUUGUUGAUCUUUAUUUCAAUUUGGCUGCCGGUGAAGGAGUAUUUUUGCCGGAGUUGUGUGAGAGACAGCGCAGCAGUCCUCACCGCAUCAUGAGCGAGCUUUUGAGCUCCGGUUUUGCCCCUGGUCCAACCUCUGGCAAUCCAUCAGUGGCUUCAAUCCACAGGACCGCCUCUGCUCCAGCUCCCCUGUAAUCAUCUCAUGUUUUUUUGAGAUCAUUUGCCUUUGAAAUUAGUGUAAUUGAAUCAAGAAUAAUUGACAAAUUAGAGAUACUAUGAGGGAAUGAGGGUUCAUUCUUUUGGGAUGAGUUCAGUGAGAAUUAUUAUUAUUAUUAUACAUAUAUGAACGGGAGUAUGAAUUGCUAGAUUUUUAUAAUCUGAGAUCAAUGAAUA
Molecule: messenger RNA, 922 nt
Organism: Quercus lobata
Lineage: Eukaryota; Viridiplantae; Streptophyta; Magnoliopsida; Fagales; Fagaceae
Product: PAR1 protein
Exons: 3
Coding region: 176-724 (182 amino acids)
Source: RefSeq, a predicted model, not a curated record